Molecule: messenger RNA, 1626 nt
Organism: Mycena indigotica
Lineage: Eukaryota; Fungi; Basidiomycota; Agaricomycetes; Agaricales; Mycenaceae
Product: Inorganic phosphate transporter
Exons: 14
Coding region: 1-1626 (541 amino acids)
Biological process (GO): transmembrane transport
Cellular component (GO): membrane
Molecular function (GO): transmembrane transporter activity
Source: RefSeq, a predicted model, not a curated record
AUGGCUGCUGUUGACAACUCACCAGAGGCGCGCCGCGCACGACUUGAAGAGGUCGACCUCGAAGGCGGUGGACCAGCUGGCGCCAAUCGUCCUAGCUUUUACUUAACGAAGACGGAAGUGAAGCUGUUGGGGAUCGCAGGGGUUGGAUUCUUCCUCGAUGCAUACGACCUUUUCGUCAUCAAUCCGGUUUCGACGAUGUUGCAGUACCGUCUGUAUGGCGGGAAAGCUAUACCAGCUGGCAUCCAAGGUGUCCUCAAGGCAGGGGCCAACAUCGGCAGCGUCAUCGGGCAAUUUGCAUUCGGGUUUCUCGCGGACUCGUUGGGAAGAAAAGCCGUUUAUGGGAAGGAGCUCAUGCUAAUUAUCUUUGCAACUAUUAUGUGUCUGACUACCCCUACCGGCUCCCUAAGCCCCGAUAACGCGAUAAUCUACUUGACCAUUUUCCGUGUCAUUCUCGGAAUAGGUGUCGGAGGCGACUAUCCGAUGUCGGCGUCCGUUACAUCUGAUCGCGCGGUCCUCCGCCGACGAGGAACUAUGCUUGCGUACAUCUUCUCCAAUCAGGGCUGGGGCUCUUUCUUCGGCGGCCUCGUUACCAUUAUCGUCCUUGCCGCAUACAAGCAUGUGAUGGACGGAAAAGGCGAGACCAGCAAGGUUGAUGGAGUGUGGCGUAUAGUCGUGGGCGUAUCCCUCGUCCCAGCUUUCGCGACCCUGUACCAACGGCUAACCCUUCCCGAAUCAUCGCGCUUUGAAGAAAGCCGGCACCAGCACGUGCAGGCGACCCGGGCGGUGAACGAUGACGCCAGCUCGGACCACGAGAAGCCGAAGAAGACUGAAGCGGGCGGGCCCAUCGCAAAGACGGAGACUGAGGAGGUCGCGGUACAUAUGGAAGAAGCCAAGCGGCCGGGACACUUCCGGGGUAUUUCUCGUUAUUCCUUAUCAUGUUUGUUGAAGCCGCCUGCAGAGUUCCUUGUAUAUUUCAGCGAAUGGAGACACGCCAAAAUCCUCAUCGGGACGUGUGUUUGCUGGUUCCUGCUUGACAUUGCAUUCUACGGCAUCAACCUGAAUCAAAAUGUUGUCCUUCAACAGAUUGGGUUCGAUGGAAAGACUGGGACGGCCUGGGAGAAGCUUUUCAAGAUUUCCACUGGAGGAAUCAUCAUAACUGCGCUCGGCUUUGUCCCAGGAUACUAUGUCUCGAUUUUAACCGUCGAGACGCUGGGACGCAAAUGGAUCCAGAUCCAAGGCUUCCUAAUGGCAGGACUGUUCUUGGCAAUCCUGGCGGGGAAGUUCCACUCUCUCAGCCACGCGUCCUUCAUCGUAUGCUUCGCCCUGCUCCAAUUUUUCUUCAAUUUCGGCGCCAACACAACAACGUACAUGUAUCCCGCCGAGGUCUUCCCCACCAAAUACCGUGCCUUCGCGCACGGCAUCUCUGCUGCGUCGGGCAAGGCCGGCGCGAUCAUCUCUGCGCUCGCGUUCAACCAGCUGAGCAUUGACAUUGGCACGGAUAAGGUCCUCUGGAUCUUCUUUGGCUGCUGCAUGGCCGGCGCGCUGUUCACGCUCCUUCUCCCCGAGGUCAAAGGCCGGGACCCUGACGAGGUCCUGGCUAAGGAGAUGUUGGAGCGGCGAGGGUGA